Scomber scombrus (Atlantic mackerel) is the source of this 2452-nucleotide messenger RNA. It is a transcript of the gene arrdc3a, whose product is annotated as arrestin domain containing 3a. Bases 239 to 1477 code for a protein of 412 amino acids. The record is from RefSeq and is a predicted model, not a curated record. NCBI's taxonomy places the organism in Eukaryota, Metazoa, Chordata, Actinopteri, Scombriformes, Scombridae. Gene Ontology annotation, cellular component: cytoplasm. The transcript is spliced from 8 exons. Gene Ontology annotation, biological process: protein transport.
UUGACUGGAGACCAACUCGCAGAGAGGCGGACGAUAACAGCAUCCAUUGCUGUUAUUCAGCCUUCACACAUCUCAAUGAACUGCUCGCAUAGAAGCCACUGAUCGUGCCUACUGCUUUUUGCAGGGCAGAGAUACUGAUCAGUGUCUAAAAACUGCAUCAAUUUUUCUUAUGAAAUUAUUUUUUCAAAGACUCUUUUUUUUUUAUUUCUAGGUCUCCGUAGCCUAACUCCUUUCCACCAUGGUGCUAGGAAAGGUAAAGAGCUUCACAGUAAGCUACGACUGUCUCAAUGACAGCAAUGUUCCCGUGUUUUCCAGCGGGGACUGCGUCUCAGGGAGGGUGAUCAUCGAAGUCACCGGAGAAAUCCGUGUGAAAUCUCUCAAAAUCCACGCAAAAGGAUUUGCAAAAGUUCGUUGGACUGAAUCGAGAAAUGCUGGAUCCAACACUGCCUACACGCAAAACUACACUGAAGAAGUGGAAUAUCUAAAUCACAAAGACGUUUUGAUUGGACAUGAGAGAGACGAUGACAACUCUGAGGAAGGACUCACCACUAUCCUUUCAGGAAGACAUGAGUAUGCAUUCAGCCUCGAGCUUCCACAGACACCUCUGGCUACCUCUUUCGAAGGGAAGCAUGGCAGUGUGCGCUAUUGGGUAAAGGCAGAACUCCACAGGCCAUGGCUCCUGCCCAUGAAGACCAAGAAGGAAUUUACAGUCUUUGAGCACAUUGACAUCAACACUCCAUUAUUGCUGUCACCACAGGCCGGCACAAAAGACAAGACGCUUUGCUGUUGGUUCUGCACCUCAGGUCCUAUUUCCCUAAGUGCCAAAAUUGAAAGAAAGGGAUACACCCCAGGAGAGUCGAUCCAGAUCUUUGCUGAAAUUGAGAACUGCUCAUCCCGCAUGGUUGUGCCAAAGGCAGCCAUCUACCAGACUCAAACUUUCUAUGCCAAAGGGAAGAUGAAGGAGGUCAAGCAGCUGGUGGCCAACCUGAGGGGAGAGUCCCUCUCUUCAGGCAAAACGGAGACCUGGAGCGGCAAGAUGCUGAAGAUCCCACCUGUCUCACCUUCCAUCCUGGACUGCAGCAUCAUCAGAGUGGAGUACUCACUCAUGGUAUAUGUGGACAUACCUGGGGCAAUAAACCUGUCCCUGAACCUGCCCCUGGUCAUCGGAACCAUCCCUCUCCACCCCUUCGGCUCACGUACCUCCAGCGUCAGCAGCCAGUGCAGCAUGAGCUGGCUGGGCAUGGGUCUACCUGAGAGGCCUGAAGCUCCUCCAAGCUAUGCAGAAAUUGUGACAGAUGAGCAGAGGCAGAGUAGUCUGGAUGUCCCAGCAGCCCGCGAGGAGCUGGACGGUCCUCUCUUCGCCUACAUUCAUGAGUUCCGCUUCCAGCCCCCUCCUCUGUACUCUGAGAUCGAUCCUAACCCAGAUCAUGCCAGCCGUACAGAGGAGCGCAGGCUCGACACCUGUCCAUCACGCUGAGGGUAUCCCUUAAACUCCCCUGAUUGAUUUGGGGAUCCCAAAGGAACCUGCCUGCAAGGCUCAGCUUUGUUUAUUUUUCUCUAACAACAGCGUUUGCACAGCACUGUUGACAACAAGAGAAAAACAAAGUAUCCAACCAACAAAGACUUGGACAAAUAUGGACCGUUGAGUUGGCUUGGACAAAUCUGUUCCUGCCUUCCCUCAGUGAGAGAAACAGGAGUCACUAGUUUGGGGUCUCACCUCCUUCCUGUGUCAGCCUGCUGAGGGUGGGAUAUGUACAGAUGAACAUGUAUUCAGUCCGUAUAAAAAGAACCCCACUAGUAGCAAGAGCCCUGGUGAUAAUAUUGAUGUCGUCGAGGAAGAAUCACCAAGGCUCUGCCUGCCAAGCUCCUCUUUAACCAUUGAUUCUUCUGUACCCAUGGCACAUAUGGACAUGUCUCCUCACACAAAGAGCAGGACUAAUCAUGUCUACAGACUUCAGCAGAAUCACCUUCAGAAAAUGGGAUGAAGAGAGAAAAAUAUCAACAACAACAACUACAACAACAACAACAAAGUUCUUACCACAAUAGUCUGUAUGAAUGAAAGUGGCAGCAGUCAACAACAGAGCAAAGACUAGGUCCUCCUGCCUCAUUUGGGAUUUUGUUUUGCACAUUUUAUUCUUUACUUGAGUUGUGUGGCUCCAUUUAAUGAGAAAUGAAAAAAAAAUUCACUAAUAGUUUGGUGUCAGUCUUGUAAUGCGCCAGACUAAGAAAACGAGACUGCAAGCUUAACUUUGAAGACUUUCAUUUGCAACUUUGAGUAUCGCAGAGAACAGGAUUUGUUUUUUGGGAAAAAGACUGAAAAGGACAAGAACAAUGCACUGAAUUUCUUUAAGCUGUAUAAGAAAUUUCUUUUUCUCCUUAUGACAUUUCCUCAGUGACUUAGAAACAACUAGACUGGACUUUUACAAAAAAAAACAAAAAAAAAACAAACAAA